Molecule: messenger RNA, 1014 nt
Organism: Plasmodium cynomolgi strain B
Lineage: Eukaryota; Apicomplexa; Aconoidasida; Haemosporida; Plasmodiidae
Exons: 1
Source: RefSeq, a predicted model, not a curated record
UUAUCGAAGAAAAAAUAAUCGAAGUGCCACAAGGAGUUAAGUAUGUGGAAGUACCUGUAGAAGUGCCCUGUCUAUAUCCACCAAAAAUUGUCCCCAAAGUUGUAACGCAGUAUGUUGAAAGAAUCGUGGAAACGAUAAAACCAGUGGUUCAGGAAAAAAUUAUUGAAGUGCCACAGACGGUGAUUAAACAAGUGCCUAAGAUAAAAACAGUAGAAGUGCCUUAUUAUGUCCCUAGAUAUGUGGAAAAAAUUGUAGAAGUUCCUUUUAAGCCCAAUGGGGAGAUGCCUCAGUUGGGCACGCACAUCCCCUUCCCCAUUUCGGAAUCCUUUCCGCCCCUGAAGCCCACACAGUUUUUGAGCAACCCUGCGAGGCAGCCCGGCCAGUCUGAGCAGUAUGGCCAGUCUAGCCAACCUAACCAGCUGCAAGCGCAACGGUCCAUCCUGUCCCAAAUAAACUGUUUUGCCAGUUCCGGCAAAAGCGUUAUGAACAGCUCAGAACAAAUGUUCGGAAAUUUAACUAUGCCCCCAACUACGCUGAAGCCAAUAGGUGGCAACCCACCUGGCAAUAGCGCAACCAACACGCCGAGGAGCAUCCCGAGAAACGUCCCAAACGGUUCCAAUUCCCCCUUUAGCUCCAACCAGAAUAUUAGAAAGCACGAAAAUUUGUUCAGCCAAAUUGAGAACUUACCGUACAUACAUAAUUUACCUGAUGGCUUGAAAUGGCAAUAUCCUGAUGGGACCUUAUCGAAUCAGCAGCUCCACCCCAAUAGCAACAACGCAGUUCCACCACUUGUGUUCACUUGCCCACCAGAAAUUGGAAAAGUUACAUGCACAAAAAAGGACAUUCAACCGGACAUUCUCACCAAGACGGGUGUUUACGAAUUUGAUGGUUUUAAAAAAAAAGGAACAUCUCAGUCUUUGUUUCCCCCUCUGGCCCACCAUGACCGAGUGCCAUUCUUGCCUUCCCCAGCUUCACCUGGAACUCCAGACGUGAAGAACAUUCAGGAGAAUUACU